This is a messenger RNA of Manis javanica (Malayan pangolin), 4001 nucleotides long. It is a transcript of the gene TRPV5, whose product is annotated as transient receptor potential cation channel subfamily V member 5. Gene Ontology annotation, molecular function: calcium channel activity; protein binding. Gene Ontology annotation, biological process: calcium ion import across plasma membrane. NCBI's taxonomy places the organism in Eukaryota, Metazoa, Chordata, Mammalia, Pholidota, Manidae. The record is from RefSeq and is a predicted model, not a curated record. Gene Ontology annotation, cellular component: plasma membrane.
CGCACACGCACACGCGCACACACACACACCCCACAUCGCCGCAAACUGUUCACUGCACACACAUCACCUGUGGAAGACAUACUCAUUCCCGGUCCCAACCCCAAACAGACCCCGCCUCCUCGGCUGCUGCUGAGCCUAGACCAGCUCCUUUUACCACAUUCCCUUAACCUGCCGGUGCUGACAGGAAAAGACAUGGGGGCUCCUCCGCCCAAGGCAGAAGGGCCCUGGAUCCAACUCCAGAAGUUUCUGGCCUCCUGGCUGGUCAGAGAGCAAGACUGGGACCAGCUUCUGGACAAGGCCUAUAUGCAACAGCAGAAGAGGAUUCAAGAAUCUCAACUGCUUCGGGCAGCCAAGGAAAAUGACCUGUGCGUCCUGAAGAAACUUCUGCUGGACCAAGCCUGCGACUUUGGUCAAAGAGGAGCCCUGGGGGAGACAGCGCUGCACAUUGCUGCUCUCUAUGACAAUCUCGAGGCCGCCAUGGUGCUAAUGGAGGCUGCCCCAGAGCUGGUCAAGGAGCCCACCAUGUGUGAGCCAUUUGUAGGUCAGACUGCGCUGCACAUAGCCAUCAUGAACCAGAACGUGAACUUGGUGAAAGCCCUGCUUGCCCACGGGGCCAGCGUCUCUGCAAGAGCUACAGGCGCAGCUUUCCGCCACAGCGCCCGCAACCUCAUCUACUUUGGGGAGCACCCUCUGUCCUUUGCUGCCUGCGUGGGCAGCGAGGAGAUCGUGCGGCUGCUCAUUGAGCACGGAGCUGACAUCCGGGCCCAGGACUCCCUGGGAAACACUGUGCUGCACAUCCUGGUCCUCCAGCCCAACAAAACAUUUGCCUGCCAGAUGUACAACCUGCUGCUGUCCCACGAUGGGCACGGGGCCUGCCUGCCAGCCCUGGACCUCGUGCCCAACCACCAGGGUCUCACCCCCUUCAAGCUGGCCGGCGUGGAGGGCAACACCGUGAUGUUCCAGCACCUGAUGCAGAAGCGGAAGCACAUCCAGUGGACGUGCGGGCCACUGACCUCCACUCUCUACGACCUCACAGAAAUCGACUCCUGGGGAGAGAAGGUGUCCUUUCUGGAGCUCGUGGUCUCCUCCAGGAAGCGGGAGGCUCGCCAGAUCCUGAAACAAACCCCAGUGAAGCAGCUGGUGAAUCAGAAGUGGAAGAAACAUGGGCGGCCGUAUUUCUGUGUGCUGGGCGCCCUGUACGCGCUCUACAUGAUCUGUUUCACCACGUGCUGUGCCUACCGCCCCCUGAAGUUACGCAGUGGCAACCGCACAAAUCCGCGAGAUAGUACCAUCCUCGAACAGAAACUGCUACAGGAGGCCUACGUGACUCCACAGGAUAAAAUCCGACUAGUGGGGGAGCUGGUGACCAUCGUUGGGGCUGUGAUCGUCCUGCUGCUAGAGAUCCCAGACAUCUUCAGGGUUGGUGCCUCUCGCUACUUCGGACAGACUGUACUCGGGGGGCCAUUCCAUGUCAUCAUCAUCACCCACGCCUGCCUGGUGCUGGUGACCAUGGUGAUGCGCCUCUCCAGUGCCCCUGGGGAGGUGGUGCCCAUGUCCUUCGCGCUGGUGCUGGGCUGGUGCAGCGUCAUGUACUUUGCUCGAGGAUUCCAGAUGCUGGGCCCCUUCACCAUCAUGAUCCAGAAGAUGAUUUUUGGAGACCUAAUGCGUUUCUGCUGGCUGAUGGUUGUGGUUAUUCUGGGAUUUGCCUCAGCAUUCUAUAUCAUUUUCCAGACGGAGGACCCCACCAAUCUGGGGAAUUUCUAUGACUACCCCAUGGCUCUGUUCAGCACCUUCGAGCUUUUCCUCAGCAUCAUCGAUGGGCCCGCCAACUACAAUGUGAACUUGCCCUUCACGUUUGGCAUUGUCUACUUUGUCUUUGCCAUCAUUGCCACACUGCUUAUGCUCAACCUGUUCAUCGCCAUGAUGGGUGACACACACUGGAGGGUGGCCCACGAGCAGGACGAGCUAUGGAGGGCCCAGGUGGUGGCCACCACGGUGAUGCUGGAGAGGAAGCUGCCUUGCUUCCUGUGGCCUCGGUCUGGGAUCUGCGGGAAAGCCUAUGGGCUGGGGGACCACUGGUUCCUGCGAGUCGAGAACCACCAUGACCAGAAUCCUUUACGAGUGCUUCGUUAUGUGGAAGCCUUCAAGUGCUCGGACAAGGAGGAUGGACAGGAGUGUCUCUCGGAGAAACAGCCCUCUGUGGUUGAAAGUGGGACUCUAGCCAGAGCAUCCUUAGCUCCUCCAACUCCCUCCUUGUCCCGGACCACAUCCCACAGCAGCAGCAGUCACCGGGGCUGGGAAAUACUUCGUCGCAACACCCUGGGACACCUGAAUCCUGGGCUGGACCUUGGGCCAGACUUCUUAGGAGAAGACUCCAUUGUCUGCGGACCUCACACUGAGUCUUCCACCCAUUGUGACUUGACCUCGCCUCUCCAUUCUACUGGUAUCGCUCUCAUCAAGGUCAUCUCCCUGUGGCUAAGCCCACUGAGCAGUCUCUUCUCACUAGAGCUCUCUGUAGCGUUCAGAUCAUACUCGAGCUCUCUCCACCUCUCAGUGCAUCUAGAGCCAGACACUCCUACCACACUGUCUAUGUCCUUUCUACCAAUCCCUUAAAUAUUUUGGUUCACAAGGCUGUUUCCUCACCACCCUGGAGUCCCACCUACUUCUACAGAUUGUAUUAAUGUGCACCUGGCGCCGUGGUUACCCACUCCCUAUCUUCCGUUCAGAUCUGUCUCCUGAGCUCCAGGCCUGCCCAUCAUGGACGCCUCUCUGUUGGGUAGCUUCUGCCUGGGUAUUUAAGAGACACCUCCAACUCAACAUGUCCCAAACCAAACAGCAUUUUUUUCCUUACCAAACCUGCUCCUCCACUAACCAAGUAAUAGGCAAACCCACCUAAUCCAGAAUCCUGGGCCUCUCCUUAGCAAGUCUCUUCUAACUCUUGUAUCCAAUAAACCUCAAGUCUUGUGGAUUCUGUGCCUUAAGAUAUCUCCUUUGAAAAAGGAGUAAUUUCAGUUAGAUAAUACAUCACAUAGUACAAAAUUCAAAGAGGCCACAAGACCCAGGGAAAAAGCCUUCCCAUCUGUCCCAGCCCUGGCAGCAUUCUCCCCAGGGGCACACACUAAGAAAAGUUGGUUAUUUAUCCUUCCCAUAAUCCUCUAUGCAUUAUCCAAGCAUGUGUAUGUAUAAAUCCCUCUUAAAGACACAUAUAAUAGCACAGUUUAUUAGAAUAACCUUUUUUCACUCAAUGCAUUCUGACAACUGUUCCAUACCAAUGUAAAAUGAAACUAUCUUUCAUUUUUCUCUACCUUUCCAAGCCCCAUUGCUAUUCUUCUAGAAUGGGCUACUGUCAUCUCCCCCCUGCAGUACAGAAGUCGGUUUCUAGCUGCUCUCUGUGUACGCACCUUGGUCUUCUCCAGUCCAUAGCUCACACUGCAGCCAGAAUGAUCUCUGUGAGAUCCAACUCCUGCCUCCAGCCAUGGUCUUCCGGAGGCCGUCUGUCAGCCCCUGGCCACCUUGGCAGCCUCCUCACGCCCCUCCUCUCGCACUCCACUCGCCAAGCUGUAUUACCAUUACUUCCUGGGUAGAGCUAUGUUUUCCUUCUUCUGGGGCCUCACAUUUCCAGGCCUUGUUACUUCUCUGCACAGCAUUCACCCGUCCAUCAUUGUAACUUCUUUUCAUCAUGUUGGUCUCCACUUAACAAUCAUACGUUGGCUGUGUGCGUGCAUGUGUGUGCGUGCGUGCGUGUGUGUGUGUGUGUGUGUGUGUUGGGAGAAGGGGACAGGGGUAGGGGUCCUGACCCACAGGUUAAGUUAGAGGCCACCUGCUCUGUUUCCAGACCACCUAUAUUUGCUUUGUACACAUCCCGCACUUUGUUGAACUUGCUUGUGUAGAUGCCUGUCUUCCUCUGUGGCCUGUUAGCUCUGGAGGGCAAAGGUGGCACCUUCUUAUUCAUCGUCAUGUUCUCAGUAUUGGGCACAAAUCCUGGUACAAUGUGGCACCAA